Molecule: messenger RNA, 564 nt
Organism: Rotaria sp. Silwood1
Lineage: Eukaryota; Metazoa; Rotifera; Eurotatoria; Philodinida; Philodinidae
Source: the annotation of a GenBank genome assembly
AUGUGUAGACAAAAAGGAGAUUUACAAAAUGCUUUUCAUCAUUGUGAAUUUGUAUUAAAACUUUAUAAAGAAAAUUCAUCAAAUGAUAAUCAUCAGACAAUUGCAACGUUUCUGGCGAAUUUAGGAGAAAUCUAUAUAUUAAAAGGUGAAUUCAAUCGAGCUCUCAUCAAUUAUGAACGUGCUUUAACUAUUGAUAUAAAUCCUACUAAUAGCAAAAAACCUAAUUCCGAAUAUAUUUUCAAUUGUUGUAAUCAAUUAGACAUUAUCUGUGAACGUACAGGACGUUAUGUAAAAGUACUUGACUACUAUGAAAAAUGUUUACAAAUACGUCUUGAAAAUAUGCCACGAAAUCAUCCUGAUUUAUUAAUACCAUAUGAUAAUAUUGCAUUUCUUUAUGAUAGACUUAGUCAAUCGGAAAAAGCAAUGGAUAUCUAUAUGCGUAUUCUGAAGAUUAGCAUCAGUUCAUUCUCACAAGAUCAUCUGAAAGUUGCUACUCUAUAUCAUAAUAUAACUUGUAAUCUUGAAGAUCUUGGUCGAUUUAAUGAGGCACUUGUCUAUGAAUAG